Molecule: messenger RNA, 663 nt
Organism: Drosophila sechellia
Lineage: Eukaryota; Metazoa; Arthropoda; Insecta; Diptera; Drosophilidae
Exons: 4
Coding region: 103-636 (177 amino acids)
Source: RefSeq, a predicted model, not a curated record
AGCCCAGGCUUGCACAAUUAUAAACAACUAGUUUAUUUGUAGGCACACAUGGAGCUAUAUUGAUGUAAAAAAUUAUAUAAAUAGAUUCCGAAUAUUCUAACGAUGUCCGUGAAAUACAAGCUGUUAAUCAUUGUAAUAUUUCACUCUGUGAAUAUGAGCACUUCUGACUUCGAGUUCACGAAUAUCAAAUGCACUUCUUUGGACAAAGAAUUUGACGACUUUGAGUACUGCCAUCUGAAGUCUGUGAACCGUACCUUCAAAUACAUAUCACUUAAAGUAAGAAUGUAUAAGAUUCCCGUUACCAGAGUAAAGGUGAACUUUGCUCUCCUCAAAAAGUUUAAUGGAUACAAGCCGUUUCUAUACAACAUCACCACGGAUGCCUGCAGAGUUCUGAAAUAUCCGAAGUCCAAUCCGGUUUUUGGAUUUUUUCACAGUCUUUUUGCGCAUCACUCCAACAUGAAUCAUUCAUGUCCCUUUAAUCACGAUCUUAUUUUGGACAAGCUGCCUGCCGAUUUUGUAAAUACGAAAUUUACAAAAAUUUUGCCUUUUCCCGUGGGAGAUUAUCUUUUCGAUUCCAAAUGGAUAGUUAAUGAUAUAAAUAGAGCGGACGUUCAAGUUUAUGGCACUCUAUCCUGAAAAAAUAGUUUCAUUAAAGCUAGUAAU